UUAACCUCAAUCUCAACCUCAAUCUCAAUCUCAACAUUAACUUCAAGAUCAAGCUCAACCUCAUCCUCAACAUUAACUUUAACUUCAACCUGAACUCUUAAACUUCAACCUGAACCUCAAUUAUAUUCCUAAACUAACCUCAACCUGAGUCCUAAAUAAUCUAUAAGGUUGGUUGAUGAACCCCUGUAUUUAAUUUAGUAGAAGGAUGAGCGAGUAAAGAUUAGUUUACCGGGGAAUAUUCUAGGUUUAACAGUUCUCCAUGUAGAUGUAUAACUUACACACCAGUUCUCCUGUAUACCUGGAGUCAUUAUACACUCAACCUUGUCUAGUUGGAAGAUGAGCUGGAAAGAAGUAAACGAAGAUCUGGAGAGAAUGGAAGAUGAAGUAAAGAGAAUGGAGGAGAAGGACGAACCCCAAUCUACAGAUAGAGGAAAAACUUCUAAUAAAUCACCUGGAGCUACGAAUACGAAAUUUGCGUUGAGUAAAGAUCUUCAACUUUUAGAUGAGAUUAGAAACUUUGACAGAGAACGAGGACUGAGAAGAACUAAGGCAGGAGAAGAAAAUAUAGACCCUGGGGCUAAAUCAAGUUCAGAUAUUAGUACAAUUGUAGAGAUACAUCAGGAUGAAGAUACAUCCAACCCUAGGAAAGGUUGGCAAGAAACCCCGGUUAUCUGGCUAGAAAAAGAGGUAAACCCUGAGCCAAAAAGAAAAAUAGGAAGAAUAGUGAAACCCUGGAGCAGAACGGAUUCAAAGUCCGACACAGUUCCCAAACCUACGGAAUGGAAAAACACCGAACCUUUGAGCCGGACGGAUAGAACUCCGGAACCAAGAUCCAGUUUUGAAGAUAAAGAGAGAAGAAUAUCUCAAAGUUCUCUUGGAGUUGGCGAAAUAAGGAAGGAUCGGAGAGUAGGAAGUAUAUUACGGAGACCUAGUAUCGGAGUUGAACCUACUUCUCCUUCUCCUUCCGUGGACAGACUUUCAGUCACAUUCGCUCCAGAGGAUACAGUCCUGGAGAAGAAGGAUCAGAAGAAAUCUAUUCUAGUUGUGGAUACAACUCCAGGUCUAGAUCUCCAGGAGGUUCAGGAACCAGGUAUAGAUCUUCAGGAGGGUCAGGAAGCAGGGCAGGACGAGGAGGAUCGGAGAACCCUCCUCACCUUGGAUUCUAGCUCAGAAGGUCUAAGACAUGGAGUUCCAAAGAUUGGGAUGAAAGACAAGUUUGACAAGUUCUGGCCUGUUCAGAUUAUAUUGUGUCCCUUCGCUAAAGCUCGGGACAAAGUUAAAUCUAAAAAGGCUUGA
This is a messenger RNA of Eurytemora carolleeae, 1296 nucleotides long. RefSeq lists its product as uncharacterized. NCBI's taxonomy places the organism in Eukaryota, Metazoa, Arthropoda, Copepoda, Calanoida, Temoridae. The record is from RefSeq and is a predicted model, not a curated record. The transcript is spliced from 5 exons. Bases 337 to 1296 code for a protein of 319 amino acids.